Xiphophorus maculatus (southern platyfish) is the source of this 2093-nucleotide messenger RNA. It is a transcript of the gene hjv, whose product is annotated as hemojuvelin-like. Gene Ontology annotation, cellular component: plasma membrane. Gene Ontology annotation, biological process: BMP signaling pathway. The record is from RefSeq and is a predicted model, not a curated record. Gene Ontology annotation, molecular function: coreceptor activity. The coding region runs from base 387 to 1589 and encodes 400 amino acids. The transcript is spliced from 5 exons. NCBI's taxonomy places the organism in Eukaryota, Metazoa, Chordata, Actinopteri, Cyprinodontiformes, Poeciliidae.
GUUUCUGUGUUGUUGGAUUCCUUCCUCUCUGAGGGAGAGCAGAGGAACAGGGCAGCAGGUUUAUGGCUCAGAUCAACUUCUGCAUCCUGACCUGUUAGAUGGCAGUAAAACCGUCGCUGUGAAGACGUACAACUUUUACUCUGGAGCCGAAUAAUCUAGUGCAAGUUGUCGUGCAGCAGGUGGUCGUUGGGGAUUUAUUUAGCAGCAGCAGAACCUCCCAGUCAGCUGAGAACUUCCCGAGGCUCGGACCAGAACCGGAGUGGAACCGGACCUGCCGAGCCCGUCAGAACCCGGUCCGGGUCUCCAGGAGGCUCUGGACGUUUCUCUGGGUCAGGACAUGGACGGACUCUGAUCCGGAACCAGGUGCAGGCCGCUGCUCGCCGCUGAUGGAGACGCGGUUGCCAUGGAAACGCUGCAUCCACCUGACUCUGCUGCUGGUCCAGCUGCGUUUACCUGAAGUGGGAGCUUCCUGUCGGAUCCUGAGGUGUAACGCUGAGUUUGUUGCUGCGACCGUCCACCUGAGCGGCGGCGGCGGCGCGGCGCUCAGCAGCGACUUGGCGUACUGCAGCGCCCUGCGCUCCUACAGCCUGUGCACCAAGCGGACGGCGCGGCCGUGCCGCGGAGACCUGGCCUACCACUCAGCGGUGCAGGGCAUCGAGGACCUGCUGAUCCAGCACCGCUGCCCGCGGGCGGGGCCCACGGCCCGGCCCUGGCCCCUCCCACAGGGCGCCGUGUCUGGGGACGCCUGCCUCUACGAGCGGAGCUUCGUCAGCAGGGAGGGCCGCGCGCCGGAGUACCGGCACUGCAGCGUGUUCGGAGACCCGCACAUCCGAACCUUCAGCGACGACUUCCACACCUGUGCUGUGCAGGGGGCGUGGCCUCUCAUUGACAACGAUUACCUGUAUGUGCAGGUCACCGGCGCGCCAACCAGUCAUGGGACGCACCACACUGUCGUCACCAAGAUCACCAUCAUCUUUAAGAGCUGGCGGCAGUGUACCGACCAGCAGCUGUACCAGGCGGAGCUGGACGACGUUCCCGCUGCCUUCGCCGACGGCUCUCAGUGGAGCGGCGAGCGACGGGGCCGCCGCGUCCUGACGGUGCGGACCGACAGUCCCGGCCGGCACGCCGAGAUCCGGGCGGCGUACAUCGGUACGCUGCUAGUGGUGCGGCAGAGCGGCCGCUCGCUCGGCCUGUCCGUCCGCUCGCCCCGCGGCGUCCUGGAGGCUUUCCACCCGGACCACGACCUGCAGCUGUGCGUGUGGGGCUGCCCCGCCUCCUACAGGGUGGACGCGCAGCGCCCGCCGCCGCCGCCGCACGCCGCCGGCGCCGCGGAGGCUCACUGCGCCGCGCUGCUUCCCACCCGGGACGUCUACUACCACGCAUGCGUGUUCGACCUGACCGCCAGCGGAGACCUGAACUCCAGCGGAGCCGCGGUGGGCGCCCUGCAGGACGCCCGCAGCAUGACCGGCAGCGGGCAGGGCGUCCACCUGCGGCCCGUCGCGGCUGCGGGACCAGCGGGGCCGCAGCCGCCGCUGCUGCCGCUCAGCAUGCUGGGAGUUCUGGGCGGGGCCUGGAUCACCUGCUGCUAGUUACAUUCACUCGAGUAAUUUUUUGAGAUAAAAAAAAGUAUUUUUAGGAGAAUUUUUACAAUUCUUUACUUUUGACCUUCAUGUGAGUGAUUCCGUUAUGAAGCAUCGCUGCUAAACUGGAUCCUCCACUGAGAAACUUCACUGAACCAAGAACAAACUUACAACAAGUAAAACGUUUACAACAAAAGUUUAGUUUCACCAAAAGAAACAUUUAAUUUCAUUGCUAUAUAUUUAGUUUUGAAUUAAAUAUUUAGUCUUGAAUAAUGACUGAAAUAUAACUUUAAAAAAUGAACAUUUCUUUUCUCUCUAACAGACUAAAUAAACUAAGUUUUUGCUGUUAGUUUUUUAGUGUAACUUUUCAAACGGCGCCUCGUUUCAACCAAACAUCCAUCAGAAUCAGAAGGACGAUCAGAUUCUGUUCAAGUUUCAUUAGUUUUAUAUUGAAAGAAACAGAUUUGGAAAAAUGUUUUUCUUGCUUGAGUUUUGUUAUUUUCUAGUUAUUUA